This is a messenger RNA of Castor canadensis (American beaver), 8941 nucleotides long. The record is from RefSeq and is a predicted model, not a curated record. Lineage: Eukaryota; Metazoa; Chordata; Mammalia; Rodentia; Castoridae.
AUGCUGUUGAACUGCAGUGAUACUGCAUGGUGUGUUGUCCUUCCCCAGGCGUGUCAGCUGCCCCUCUUCUCCUACAUUGUGGAGCGCUUGUGUGCGUGCUGCUACGAGCAGGCCUGGUAUGCCAAGCUGGGGGGCGUGGUGUCCAUCAAGUUUCUUAUGGAGCGGCUGCCUCUCACGUGGGUGCUGCAGAACCAGCAGACGUUCCUGAAAGCGCUGCUCUUUGUCAUGAUGGACCUGACUGGGGAGGUCUCCAAUGGGGCAGUUGCCAUGGCAAAGACCACCCUGGAGCAGCUCCUGAUGAGAUGUGCGGCUCCUUUGAAGGAUGAGGAGAGGGCCGAAGACAUUGUAGCGGCACAGGAGAAGUCCUUUCACCAUGUGACCCAUGACCUGGUUCGAGAAGUCACCUCUCCAAACUCCACCGUGAGGAAGCAGGCUAUGCAUUCACUGCAAGUGUUGGCCCAGGUCACUGGGAAAAUUGCUGAAUUUGUGGAAGCUGAGGAUUCAGCUUUGACCAAGCUUCCCUGUUACAAAAGCCUUCCGUCCCUGGUCCCUUUGCGGAUUGCAGCUUUAAAUGCGCUCGCAGCCUGCAAUUACCUCCCUCAGUCCAGGGAGAAAAUCAUCGCCGCUCUCUUCAAAGCCCUCAACUCUACUAACAGCGAGCUCCAGGAGGCCGGAGAAGCCUGUAUGAGGAAGUUUUUAGAAGGUGCCACCAUAGAAGUAGAUCAAAUUCAUACGCAUAUGCGACCUUUGCUGAUGAUGCUGGGAGAUUAUCGGAGCUUGACCUUGAAUGUUGUGAACCGGCUGACUUCUGUUACCAGGCUCUUCCCAAAUUCCUUCAAUGAUAAGUUUUGUGAUCAGAUGAUGCAACAUCUGCGCAAGUGGAUGGAGGUGGUGGUGAUCACCCACAAAGGGGGCCAGAGGAGCGACGGAAACGAGAGCAUUUCAGAGUGCGGGAGAUGCUCCUUGUCUCCAUUCUGUCAGUUUGAGCCUGCCGUGGAAGGGGUAGAGGAGAUGAAGAUUUGCUCAGCAAUCAUAAACCUCUUCCAUCUGAUCCCAGCUGCCCCUCAGACGCUGGUGAAGCCCUUGCUAGAGGUUGUGAUGAAAACAGAGCGGGCCAUGUUGAUUGAGGCUGGAAGUCCAUUCCGAGAGCCCCUGAUCAAGUUCCUGACCCGUCACCCCUCGCAGACAGUGGAGCUGUUCAUGAUGGAGGCGACACUCAACGACCCCCAGUGGAGCCGGAUGUUCAUGAGCUUUUUAAAACACAAAGAUGCUAGGCCUCUGCGAGACGUGCUGGCUGCCAAUCCCAACAGGUUCGUCACCCUGCUGCUGCCUGGCGGUGCGCAGGCUGCUGUGCGUCCUGGUUCACCCAGCACCAGCACCCUGCGCCUGGACCUCCAGUUUCAGGCCAUCAAGAUCAUCAGCAUCAUAGUGAAAAACGAUGACUCCUGGCUGGCCAAUCAGCAUUCUCUGGUGAGCCAGCUGAGGCGUGUGUGGGUCAGUGACACCUUUCAAGAAAGACACCGCAAAGAGAACAUGGCUGCCACCAACUGGAAGGAGCCUAAGCUGCUGGCCUUCUGUCUGCUCAACUACUGCAAAAGGAAUUAUGGAGAUAUAGAAUUGCUGUUCCAGCUUCUCCGAGCAUUCACUGGUCGCUUCCUCUGCAACAUGACGUUCUUAAAAGAGUACAUGGAGGAGGAGGUCCCAAAGAGCUACAGCGUCGCCCAAAAACGUGCCCUGUUUUUUCGCUUUGUGGACUUCAAUGACCCCAACUUUGGAGAUGAACUGAAAGCAAAGGUUCUGCAGCAUAUCUUGAAUCCGGCUUUCCUGUACAGCUUUGAGAAGGGGGAAGGAGAGCAGCUCUUAGGACCUCCCAAUCCAGAAGGGGACAACCCCGAGAGCAUCACCAGUGUGUUUAUAACCAAGGUCCUGGACCCUGAGAAGCAGGCAGACAUGCUGGACUCCCUGCGGAUCUACCUGCUGCAAUACGCCACGCUGCUGGUGGAACACGCCCCGCACCACAUCCACGACAAUAACAAGAACCGAAACAGCAAGCUGCGCCGCCUCAUGACCUUCGCGUGGCCCUGCCUGCUCUCCAAGGCUUGCGUGGACCCUGCCUGCAAGUACAGUGGGCACCUGCUGCUCGCGCACAUUAUUGCCAAGUUUGCAAUACACAAGAAGAUUGUCCUCCAGGUGUUCCACAGUCUUCUCAAGGCUCAUGCGAUGGAAGCCCGAGCGAUCGUCAGACAAGCCAUGGCCAUCCUGACUCCAGCUGUGCCUGCCCGCAUGGAGGACGGCCACCAGAUGCUGACGCACUGGACCAGGAAGAUCAUUGUGGAGGAGGGGCACACGGUCCCGCAGCUGGUGCACAUCUUGCAUCUGAUAGUGCAGCAUUUCAAGGUGUACUACCCAGUACGGCACCACCUGGUGCAACACAUGGUCAGCGCCAUGCAGAGGCUGGGAUUCACGCCCAGCGUCACCAUCGAGCAGCGGAGGCUGGCCGUGGACCUGUCUGAGGUUGUUAUCAAGUGGGAACUGCAGAGGAUCAAGGACCAGCAGCCGGAUUCAGAAAUGGACCCAAAUUCCACUGGAGAAGGCAUCAAUUCUGUGUCGACCUCCAUCAAGAGAGGCUUGUCGGUGGACUCUGCCCAGGAAGUGAAACGCUUCAGAACGGCCACUGGAGCCAUCAGUGCAGUGUUUGGGAGGAGCCAGUCACUGCCUGGCGCUGACUCUCUACUUGCUAAGCCCAUUGACAAGCAGCACACGGACACUGUGGUGAACUUCCUCAUCCGAGUGGCUUGUCAGGUCAAUGACAACACCAGCACCGCGGGCUCUCCUGGGGAGGUGCUGUCUCGCCGCUGCGUGAAUCUCCUGAAGACUGCCUUACGGCCCGACAUGUGGUCCAAGUCCGAGCUCAAGCUGCAGUGGUUUGACAAGCUGCUGAUGACCGUGGAGCAGCCGAAUCAGGUGAACUAUGGAAAUAUUUGCACAGGACUGGAAGUGCUGAGUUUCUUGCUGACUGUCCUCCAGUCCCCGGCCAUCCUCAGUAGCUUCAAGCCCCUGCAGCGGGGCAUCGCCGCCUGCAUGACGUGUGCAAACACCAAGGUCCUGCGGGCCGUCCACAGCCUCCUCUCACGCCUCAUGAGCAUCUUCCCAACGGAGCCAAGUACUUCCAGUGUGGCCUCCAAGUACGAAGAGCUGGAGUGUCUCUAUGCAGCUGUUGGGAAGGUCAUCUACGAAGGACUCACCAACUACGAGAAGGCUGCCAAUGCGAAUCCCUCCCAGCUCUUUGGGACCCUAAUGAUCCUGAAGUCGGCGUGCAGCAACAAUCCAAGCUACAUUGACAGGCUCAUCUCCGUGUUCAUGCGCUCCCUGCAGAAGAUGGUGCGCGAGCAUUUGAACCCUCAGGCGGCGGCGGGAAGCACCGAGGCAACUGCAGGAACCAGCGAGCUGGUAAUGCUGAGCCUGGAGCUGGUGAAGACACGACUGGCGGUGAUGAACAUGGAAAUGCGUAAGAGCUUCAUCCAGGCCGUACUGACGUCACUCAUCGAAAAGUCCCCGGAUGCCAAGGUCCUGCGGGCCGUGGUGAAGAUCGUGGAAGAGUGGGUGAAGAACAGUUCCCCGAUGGCAGCCAACCAGACACCGACACUGCGAGAGAAGUCCAUUUUGCUUGUGAAAAUGAUGACCUACAUAGAAAAACGCUUCCCAGAGGACCUUGAACUAAAUGCCCAGUUUUUAGACCUUGUCAACUAUGUCUACAGGGAUGAGGCCCUGUCUGGCAGUGAGCUGACCGCGAAGCUCGAGCCCGCCUUCCUCUCCGGGCUGCGCUGUGCCCAGCCACUCAUCAGAGCUAAGUUUUUCGAGGUUUUUGACAACUCCAUGAAACGCCGGGUCUACGAGCGCCUUCUGUAUGUGACAUGCUCCCAAAAUUGGGAGGCCAUGGGGAACCAUUUUUGGAUCAAGCAGUGCAUCGAGCUCCUGCUGGCCGUGUGUGAGAAGGGCACGCCCAUUGGCACCAGCUGCCAGGGGGCCACUCUCCCGUCCAUCACCAACGUCAUCAACCUGGCCGACAGCCACGACCGCGCCGCCUUCGCCAUGGUCACGCACGUCAAGCAGGAGCCUCGAGAGCGAGAGAACAGCGAGUCCAAAGAGGAGGAUGUAGAGAUAGAUAUUGAACUAGCUCCCGGAGAUCAAACCAGCACACCCAAAACCAAAGAGCUUUCUGAAAAGGACAUUGGGAACCAGCUGCACAUGCUCACCAACAGACAUGACAAAUUCUUGGACACACUCCGUGAAGUCAAGACUGGAGCACUGCUCAGCGCUUUCGUCCAACUGUGCCACAUCUCCACCACCCUAGCAGAGAAGACCUGGGUCCAGCUCUUCCCCAGACUAUGGAAGAUCCUGUCUGACAGACAGCAGCACGCCCUCGCAGGGGAGAUCAGCCCAUUCCUGUGCAGUGGCAGUCACCAGGUGCAGCGGGACUGUCAGCCCAGUGCGCUGAACUGCUUCGUGGAAGCCAUGUCCCAGUGUGUUCCCCCGAUCCCCAUCAGACCCUGUGUACUGAAGUACCUGGGAAAGACACACAAUCUCUGGUUCCGCUCCACGUUGAUGCUGGAGCAUCAGGCCUUCGAGAAAGGUCUGAGCCUGCAGAUAAAGCCAAAGCAGACCGCAGAGUUCUAUGAGCAGGAGAGCAUAACACCGCCACAGCAGGAGAUCCUGGACUCCCUUGCUGAGCUGUACUCCCUGUUGCAAGAAGAGGACAUGUGGGCGGGCCUGUGGCAGAAGCGGUGCAGAUACGCAGAGACGGCGACAGCCACUGCCUAUGAGCAGCAUGGAUUCUUUGAGCAGGCCCAAGAAUCCUAUGAGAAGGCCAUGGAUAAAGCCAAAAAAGAACAUGAGCGGAGUAAUGCAUCCCCCGCCAUAUUCCCUGAGUACCAGCUCUGGGAGGACCACUGGAUUCGGUGCUCCAAGGAGCUGAACCAGUGGGAAGCCUUGACUGAAUACGGCCAGUCCAAAGGCCACAUAAACCCCUACCUUGUCCUGGAGUGUGCGUGGCGGGUGUCCAACUGGACCGCCAUGAAGGAGGCGCUGGUGCAGGUGGAAGUGAGUUGUCCGAAGGAGAUGGCUUGGAAGGUCAACAUGUACCGAGGAUACCUGGCCAUCUGCCACCCCGAGGAGCAGCAGCUCAGCUUCAUCGAGCGCCUGGUGGAGAUGGCCAGCAGUCUGGCCAUCCGUGAGUGGCGGCGGCUGCCCCAUGUAGUGUCCCAUGUGCACACACCCCUUCUGCAGGCAGCCCAGCAAAUCAUCGAGCUUCAGGAAGCCGCACAGAUAAAUGCAGGUUUGCAGCCAGCCAACCUGGGCAGGAACAACAGUCUCCACGACAUGAAGACGGUGGUGAAGACCUGGAGGAACCGGCUGCCCAUCGUGUCUGACGACUUGUCUCACUGGAGCAGCAUCUUCAUGUGGAGGCAGCACCAUUACCAGGCCAUUGUAACCGCCUACGAAAACAGUUCUCAGCAUGACCCGAGUUCAAAUAACGCCAUGCUUGGGGUUCACGCGUCGGCGUCAGCAAUCAUCCAGUACGGGAAGAUUGCGCGGAAACAAGGCCUGGUCAAUGUCGCUCUGGACAUCCUGAGUCGCAUUCAUACCAUCCCCACCGUGCCUAUUGUGGACUGCUUCCAGAAGAUUCGACAGCAAGUUAAAUGCUACCUCCAGCUGGCAGGGGUGAUGGGCAAAAAUGAGUGCAUGCAGGGCCUGGAAGUUAUUGAGUCUACAAACUUGAAAUACUUUACCAAAGAGAUGACAGCGGAGUUUUAUGCACUGAAGGGAAUGUUUUUGGCUCAGAUCAACAAGUCCGAAGAGGCCAACAAAGCCUUUUCUGCAGCUGUGCAGAUGCACGACGUGCUGGUAAAAGCCUGGGCCAUGUGGGGUGACUACCUGGAGAACAUCUUCGUGAAGGAGCGGCAGCUGCAUCUCGGGGUGUCUGCUAUUACCUGUUACCUGCAUGCGUGUCGGCAUCAGAAUGAGAGCAAAUCAAGGAAAUACUUGGCCAAGGUGCUGUGGCUUUUGAGCUUUGACGAUGACAAGAAUACUUUGGCAGACGCUGUGGACAAGUACUGUAUUGGAGUCCCGCCCAUCCAGUGGCUGGCUUGGAUCCCGCAGCUGCUCACCUGCCUGGUGGGCUCCGAGGGCAAACUGCUACUGAACCUCAUCAGCCAGGUUGGACGAGUGUACCCCCAAGCGGUCUAUUUUCCCAUCCGGACCCUGUACCUGACCCUAAAGAUCGAGCAGCGGGAACGCUACAAGAGCGAUUCUGGACAGCAGCAGCCAAGUUCAGUGGGUAACCAGUCCCAUUCUGCAUCAGAUCCAGGGCCCAUAAGAGCGACGGCGCCCAUGUGGCGCUGCAGCCGAAUCAUGCACAUGCAGCGGGAGCUCCACCCGACCCUCCUGUCUUCCCUGGAAGGCAUCGUUGACCAGAUGGUCUGGUUCAGAGAGAACUGGCAUGAGGAGGUGCUUAGGCAGCUCCAGCAGGGCUUGGCAAAGUGCUACUCUGUUGCCUUUGAGAAGAGUGGAGCGGUGUCUGACGCCAAAAUCACCCCCCACACACUGAACUUCGUCAAGAAGCUGGUGAGCACGUUUGGGGUGGGCCUAGAGAACGUGUCCAAUGUCUCCACCAUGUUCUCCAGCGCGGCCUCAGAGUCUUUGGCUCGUCGGGCACAGGCCACGGCCCAGGACCCUGUCUUCCAGAAGCUGAAGGGCCAGUUCACGACGGAUUUUGACUUCAGCGUUCCAGGCUCCAUGAAGCUUCACAAUCUUAUUUCUAAACUGAAAAAGUGGAUCAAAAUUCUCGAGGCUAAAACCAAGCAGCUCCCAAAAUUCUUCCUCAUAGAAGAAAAAUGCCGGUUUUUGAGCAAUUUUUCAGCACAAACAGCUGAAGUGGAAAUUCCUGGGGAAUUUCUGAUGCCGAAGCCAACACACUACUAUAUCAAGAUCGCUAGGUUUAUGCCCAGGGUGGAGAUCGUGCAGAAGCACAACACAGCGGCGCGCAGGCUGUACAUCCGCGGGCACAAUGGCAAGAUCUACCCGUACCUGGUCAUGAACGACGCCUGUCUCACCGAGUCACGGCGGGAGGAACGUGUGCUGCAGCUGCUUCGCCUGCUCAACCCUUGCUUGGAAAAGAGGAAGGAGACCACCAAGAGGCACUUGUUCUUCACAGUUCCUCGGGUGGUGGCCGUGUCCCCGCAGAUGCGCCUUGUGGAAGACAACCCAUCUUCACUUUCUCUUGUGGAGAUCUACAAGCAGCGCUGUGCCAAGAAGGGCAUCGAGCAUGACAAUCCCAUCUCCCGCUACUAUGACAGGCUGGCCACAGUGCAGGCGCGGGGGACCCAAGCCAGCCACCAGGUCCUGCGGGACGUCCUGAAGGAAGUGCAGGGUAACAUGGUCCCCCGCAGCAUGCUGAAGGAGUGGGCCCUGCACGCCUUCCCCAACGCCACCGACUACUGGACCUUCCGCAAGAUGGUCACCAUCCAGCUGGCACUCAUUGGCUUCGCGGAGUUCGUCCUGCAUCUGAACAGGCUGAACCCCGAGAUGCUGCAGAUCGCUCAGGACACAGGCAAGCUGAACGUUGCCUACUUUCGAUUCGAUAUAAAUGAUGCAACUGGAGACUUAGACGCCAACCGGCCUGUCCCAUUCCGCCUCACACCAAACAUUUCUGAGUUCCUGACCACCAUCGGUGUCUCCGGCCCGUUGACUGCCUCCAUGAUUGCUGUUGCACGGUGCUUCGCUCAGCCCAACUUCAAGGUGGACGGCAUCCUGAAAACCGUGCUGCGGGAUGAGGUCAUUGCUUGGCACAAGAAAACCCAGGAGGACAUGUCGUCUCCUCUCUCGGCCGCCGGGCAGCCCGAGAACAUGGACAGCCAGCAGCUGGUGUCCCUGGUACAGAAAGCUGUCACGGCCAUCAUGACCCGUCUGCACAACUUGGCCCAGUUUGAAGGUGGAGAGAGCAAGGUCAACACCCUGGUGGCUGCUGCAAACAGCCUGGACAACCUGUGCCGCAUGGACCCUGCCUGGCACCCGUGGCUGUGACCAAGCAGCUGCCCGCCACCCAGAACGUGAAGGGCCUCUUGGCUCAGAGCCCAUGGCUUUUAUGACCUCUCUGCCUUGUUCACUUUGUUUACAAAGGUCCUGCCGGUUUGCCGGGUCCCAGUCGCUUUCCCGGUGGAGUGUGUGUUGGAAGAGCGUGGCGUUAGCCUUGGAGGAAGCUGCACACAGUGUCGCCAGGCCAUCAGGACCGGCAGAGCCGGGCUUAGCCUGAGCUUUUAAAAGGCUUUUUUAAGGAACCAGGAUUCUCGGCCUGGAAUUUCUCCUGGGUUCUUUUUUACGGUACUCCUCCCUGCGUCGUGCAGCAGAUGGAGCUGUAGGAAGCAGCUUUGUCGUCCCUUUCACGACUGGGAGCGACACUUCCCAGCAGCUUCGUGUGGUGUGUGGACAGUUGAAGUGCACAGAAAACGCAGUGUGAGACAGGACGUCAGGAGCACAGGGACCGGGUCCUCUGAGCACACCCUCCGCUGUGCGCCGCUGGCUGCGGGCACCUCGCUGGGCGUGUGGCGGGAUGGCAGGCCGCAUCCCCUACGGGGAGGGAAGCCGUCCUCAGCAUGUCGCAGGUGGAUCCAGCUGGGCGACACAGAGCCGUCAGGGUCGGCAGGUGACCUCGCACUUUUUAUUGCUGGCUCCUCGGAUGUCUUCUAGACGUUUGCUAUCAUCGUACCUGAAAAUUUUCCUUCCUAAUUUAAAAAGAAAAGAGCAAUGAAAGUUUGUCCCUUUAGUUUAUGUUACGUUCACGCUUUUAUAAAUCUGAGCAUUGACAAUGUUGUCUAAAUUUGUACAGUGUGAUUUUUUAGAAUAAAUAUUUUAUAAAAGGAAUUGUGUUUUUAAUCGUGUGAAA